GGAAUCAUCUUUCCCAUUUCAGGCUUCUUCUCUUUAAUAGCGUUCCUUGGCCUCAGCUCUGAAGCGAAAACCAGAAAAAGAGAAAAAGGAGAUAUUUUUCCUCUCCGCUUUUUUAAUCUUCUUCGGUUAUUUCAAACCCUAAUUUUCAAUCUCCGCUUCUCAUACUUAUUGCAGAAACUAUCCCUUUGGUUGUCUAAUGGCGUCAGGAUCAUCUGGUAGAACUGGUUCUGGUGUCUCUAAAGGGUUCGAUUUUGGUUCUGACGACAUCCUCUGUUCUUACGACGAUCUUGGGAAUCAAGAAGCUCUCACCGGCAACCACAGGGAUCCUGUGAUGAGUAGCAACUCCGGAAAGGAAGGCAAGACGGGGAGAUCCUCAUUGUUACAUGCCUAUAAUCAUCAAGAAGAAUCCCUUAACCAGGAUCUGAUUUCUACUAUGGAAAAGACUGUGAAAAAAUAUGCCGACAACCUACUUCGUUUCCUUGAGGGAAUUAGUAGCCGUCUGUCACAACUGGAAUUAUAUUGCUACAAUCUUGAGAAAUCAGUGGGAGAAAUGCGAUCUGAUUUGGUUGAAAAGCAUAGUGAAGCAAAUUCAAAGCUUAGGUCUCUUGAGAAACACCUACAAGAAGUCCACAGGUACAUGCAAAUCCUUAGAGACAAGCAAGAACUUGCUGAAACUCAGAAACAACUAGCCAAGCUUCAGCUUGCGCAGAAAGAAUCCUCGAGCAGUAUUCAUCUGCAGCACAAGGAAGAGGGAGGUGCACCAUUUGCUUCUGAUAGCCAAAAAGUUGUUUGCACACCAGAAAGGCAGAACCUACAGUUGGCUCUUGCUUUACCCCAUCAAGUGGCUGUAUCGUCCUCCCAGCCACCUAGGCCUGUGGAACAGCUACAGCCUUUGGCAGCUCCACGUCAAACCCUUCCUCAGACUGUUCAUGCUCAGGUUCAGCAGGUUCAGCCACCUUCCUAUUAUCCCCCACAGAAUCAUUUGCCUAAUCCGCUGCCCCAAACACAUCAUCAACCUCAGGACCAAUAUUUACAAGCAGAUACCCAAUACCAAACGCCCCAAAUGCAUGACUUGUCCAGGCAGGCACCACAGCCUCCACAGCCUCUAGUCGGUCAAACCCAGCAAAUGCACCCCUUUCCCCCUUACCAACAGCAGUGGCCACAGCAGUUCCCCCGUCAGGUACAACCACCACAACAACCAUCUCCACAACCUCAGGUUAGACCUCAGACAACAACAGCAUAUUCAACCUACUCACCUACCCAUCCUGCAAACCCGCCUCCUGAGACCUUCUCAGCCAGUAUGCCAAUGCAGGUCUCGUUUUCUGGAGUCCCUCCAUCUGGAGUGAGCCGCACAGAAUCCAUGGCUUAUGGUUAUGGUGGGGCCGUCAGAACAACAGUUCAGCAGUUGCUUCCUCCUCAGCAUAACAUUCAGAGGCAACCACCGCUGUCAACCAACCAGAACACUUUUGGAGUGCAUCUCAAUGAUGGCUCCUUCUCAGGUGCUGGACACCAUCCACCACAGCCCCAAGGACAAGGAUACAUGAUGUAUGAUGGGGAGGAUGGACGAACCCCUCAGCCACCACCCGCACACUAUUCACAGGGUGGGUAUCCUCCAACAACACAUACCUCUCUACAGAAUCCACAGACUCCUGCUGGUGGUAGUCUUUUGGUCCGCCAUCCAAGCCCAUCGCAGAUGAUGCGUAGCCAUAUGUAUAGCGAGCUGAUUGAGAAGGCUGUGAGCAUGGGUUACUCGAGAGAUCAUGUUGCAGCUGUGAUCCACAGGCUGGAGGAAAGUGGUCAACCGGUGGAUGUUAAUAGCAUUCUUCACAAGUUGAAUGUGCAGUCAUCUGGCGGUUCCCAGAGGGGAUGGUCUGGCUAACAUCAGAUGUCAAAGUCCCAUCUGCAUAGCAACAAGUGUGGGCUUCUUAUAUGCUUGGUGCCCCUCCUUAAAUAAGGUUGACUAGCAGGUGGAACAUCACCAUUUUUCAGACUUACAAGUACACUGAUAAUUGUAUAUCUGUGGCAUCAUUCCAUGGCCUGGCCUUGUUUUAUUGCCAAGUCUUGGAUGCCUCUGUUUUGGAGUAGGCAGAUGCUUUAUCUAUUUGUAUUUUUUGGGGGGGGGGGGGGGGGCUUUAUGACGUAUAAUAUUUUCAGUAAUAGAAAAAAGGUGAGCGGUAGCGGUGCUCGAGCACUCAGUACUUUUAAGAGCCAAUUAAAUGUCAGCUGUUGAUCUAUUUCUAGAUAAAUCUGAACAGUUCAUUGUAUUACCAUACAUAAACCAAUUUCUGGCUUUUACCGUUGCAGCCAA
Messenger RNA from Macadamia integrifolia, 2308 nucleotides. Its product is annotated as mediator of RNA polymerase II transcription subunit 15-like. The record is from RefSeq and is a predicted model, not a curated record. The coding region runs from base 197 to 1879 and encodes 560 amino acids. Lineage: Eukaryota; Viridiplantae; Streptophyta; Magnoliopsida; Proteales; Proteaceae. The transcript is spliced from 3 exons.